GAAAUGGCAAAGGAUAAAAUACUUUCUGCUAAACUUAAGUAAUAGGAAUUUAAAACCAAAUCGACUCAAUUGAAGACUUAAAAAAUAGCUUAAUUGCUUGAGCCAUAGUUUUAGUAGAGUGUGGAAAUAGAUGAUGAGAGACCAUUAUUAAAAAUUUCUAAUUUCAAGGAGUAUUUACCAGAAGAGAAUGUGCAAAAUGUAGAACUUAUAUUCAUUAAACAAGAUUAUCAAUUUAAAAUUAAAACAAGGGCCUUAUAAACUCUCAGUGACACCCUAAACAACUUAUUUGGCAGGAGAAUCUGGUCACAUAGCUGCUUUUAAUUGGAGACACAAAUAAUUGGAAUGUGAAUUCGAUGUUAAAGAGAAAUGCUAUGAUAUUAUUUCCAUAGCCCAAAGAAAUUUUGCAGUAGCUCAAAAAAGUAGCAUCUACAUUUACGAUCCCAAAGGAGUUGAAGUUCAUAAAAUUCGUGAAUGCAAAUAAGCAACCAAAUUAGAAUAUUUGCCCUAUCACUUUUUAUUGGCUGCUCUCAAUUAGAAUGGUUAAUUGACCUAUUAGGAUAUAACAUAAGGGAAAAUAAUAUCAAGUAACAUAUUGUAUGAUUAUAGCAUAUAGAACCACCCCAUCAUCUUUAUGUUUAAAAUAAAACAAUAACAAUGCAAUAUUAGGAAUCGGAGAUCAAAUGGGAGUUGUAAGGAUGUAUGCUCCUAAUACUGGAACUUCACUUACAUCCAUGUUGUGUCAUAAAGGAGGAGUGAUGUCUAUGACUUUCUCACGAGAUGGCAAUCACUUAAUUACAACUGGAUCAGAAGGAACAAUUAAGGUCUGGGAUCUUAGAACUUAAAAAUUGUAGUCUCAAGUUGCUGUCAAUGCUACUAAUUUGGCAUUAAGUGAUAAAGGAAUUUUAGCUGCAGGGCGAGGAACAGAUGUUGUUAUGUGGAAAAACUGUUUGAUCGGAGACUUAAAAACACCUUAUUUGAGAUAUAAAGCAUCUUCAAUGAUUUGUGAUAUUGACUUCAUCAAACAUGAAGAUUAUUUGGCAAUGAGCACUUUUGAUAGUUAUGAGCAAACAGUAGUACCUGAAAGUGGAGAACCAUUUUUUGAUACUUAUGAGCAACCAGAAUUGCAAAACAAAAAAUAAAGGUUAGAGACUAAUGUUAGAUAAUUGGUUGAGAAAGUAAACAAAUAAAUCAAUCAAUUUUAUAGUUACCUCCAGAGUCGAUAUCGCUUUAAUCCCAUAGGAUUGGAACCAUAGAUAGAACUUCAAAGAUGAUAAUCGAAAAAGAGUAAAAAAGACAAAUAGAGGAAUAGGCAUCCAAGAAAAUCAAGAAACAAAAGAAAAAAAUGAGAGGAAGGUAUAAAAUUAAUAUGAACGUUUUAGAAAUAAAAUUGGAAAGAGAGAGAAACUCAAGGAAUUAGAGAGAGAUCAGAAAUAAUAGGUUAAAUGGUAAGAAAUGUUGUCGGAUGCUUUAAGAGUUAAGAGAGCGGAGAAGGAAAAGAAAAAGUUCGAAACUAAGUUGUUGGACAGAUUAGAAUAGAUGUCUAGCAAAGAAUUUAUUAGAGUAGUUUCAUGA
Molecule: messenger RNA, 1572 nt
Organism: Paramecium octaurelia
Lineage: Eukaryota; Ciliophora; Oligohymenophorea; Peniculida; Parameciidae
Source: the annotation of a GenBank genome assembly